AUGGAUACUAAUUNUUCUCCUGUGUUGGUUGAUAACUACGUUUCUCUUGAUACGGAUGUUGUUGAUAAUACACAACCCAACAAGCGUAGGAAGAGGAAGUCUAUUGUUUGGGAUCACUUCACCACGGAAGCUACUGGCCCUGAAACUACCAAAGCUUUUUGCAAACACUGCAACAGAUCCUAUGCUUACAAAGCUGGCUCUAAGUCAUCAGGAACUAGCCACCUUAAGCGUCACAUUGAGAUGGGUAUUUGUCCAAUGUCACCAAAGAUCACCAAUCAGCAGCUGCCAUCAAUCGAGGAAGAAACCUCCUCCUCUCCUCCCAAGAAACGUCAGAGAUCUUAUGCCAAUGUCCCUAUAUAUCAAGAUAGAUGCAACCAUGAGAUUGCAAAGAUGAUCAUCAUGCAUGAUUACCCUCUUCAUAUGGUUGAGCAUCCUGGAUUUGCUGGUUUCGUGCAGGCGCUUCGUCCUCAGUUCUGUAUGGCAAGCUUUGACACCAUUCAUGAUGAUUGCAUCGCUAUGUUCUUGGCCCAAAAGCAGAAACUUUCAGAUUUUAUUGCAGAGAUUCCUGGAGCAGUUAACCUUACAGUAGACUUGUGGUCAUCAAGCCAAUCAGUGGGUUAUGCCUUUGUGACCGGAAAUUUUGUUGAUAAAGACUGGAAUUUGACUCGCCGCCUUCUAAAUGUUUCCGUUGUGGCUUCUCCUGAUUCUGAUUCUGCGUUAAACCAACCUAUUGCAGCUUGCUUAUCCGACUGGAAAUUGGAAGGGAAGGUUUCGAGCCUCACUGUCAGCUCAUCAUUGGUGAAUAAAACCUGCGUUGAUAAUCUCAGAGCUUUAUUGUCUGUCAGAAACCAGCAUGUGCUGAAUGGUCAGUUGUUGAUGGGGAAAUGUUAUGCCCGCCUCCUUAGCAGUAUGGCACAAGAUGCACUCGCAGCUGAGCAUCUUCAAGCGCCCAUAAAGAAAGUCCGAGAUAGCAUCAAGUAUGUUAGCACCAAUGAGACUUGCAGAGACAGAUUUGAUGAACUGAAGAGACUGUUUACAACUCCAACCCCUUGUUCUUACAAAGAUCUUCUCAUUGACAACCAGACGAGAUGGGACACGAGUUACAACAUGUUGUUGGCUGCCUAUCAACACAAACAGUUGUUUUCUGAAUUGGAAUCCUUCCAUCCUGAUAACAAAAUAUCAAUUUCUCCUGAAGAAUGGAGAAAGAUUGAGAGUCUCUGCUCGUGUUUGAAGCUUCUUUACGAAGCAAGUAAAGUCUUGACCGGGAAAAACCGCUUGACAGCAAAGGUUUUGUACGACGAGAUGACAAAGCUUCAGCUAGGGCUCAGCCACGAGGCCAUGUGCGAAGACCCUGAUGCGAGAAACUUGGUGAACUCGUUGAUGGAGAAAUUCGACCUGUACUGGAGAGGAUGCUUCCUGGUUUUGGCAGUUGCGGUGGUCUUGGAUCCUCGGUUGAAGAUGCAGCAUAUUGAGUCCACCUUCACUAAGUCCUAUGGUGAAGAUGCAGAAAAAUGGAUCAAGACUGUUGAAGAUGCCGUCCGUGAUCUGUUCCUUAACUACAGUGAAGAGAACCUGCUGAAUGCCUAUGUGGAUCCUGGCUUUUCAGAAACAGAGGUGGCUCAGGAACCUCACUUCCAUCAAGAAAUGCCUCAAGAUGGCAAUACAGGGAAUGGACAAUCAGGAGAUGAGACAAGUCCACAGGCAGAGGAAACCACAGAGUCAAAUCAAGAUGAGAGACAGGUUAAGGAAGAAGAGCAGAGUGUGGAAGGGAUGUCGGAGAGGGUGAGUGAAGAGAGUCAAGUAACCGAAGUUGGUGAUGAUCCUCAAGCACAUGAAACUGCAGAGGAAGACAAGACGUUAUAUACUGGCGACGUGCUUCUCGAAGAAGGGUCUAUUCUCAUCACAAUAGGGGAGGAGGAAUUGUCAGAUCUUGACAUAUACUUCCCGGAUGUGAAAACAGAGCUAGAGCAAUACCUCCUUGACAAAAUUGAGAUACCGAGGCAACAAGACUUUAACGUUCUGAGCUGGUGGAGGGAGAAGAGAACCGACUACCCAACCCUCGCUAAAAUGGCUGUAGAUCUUCUCGCCGUCCCCUUCUGCGCCGUCUCACCAGAUUGCGUAUACGACACAGAGGUGAAGCAGAUGGACAAUUACAAGACCUCUCUUCCUCGUGUAACCUUGGAGGCUCUCGUGUGCACCAAUGAGUGGUUAAAAAACGGAACAUUAUGA
Arabis nemorensis is the source of this 2229-nucleotide messenger RNA. NCBI's taxonomy places the organism in Eukaryota, Viridiplantae, Streptophyta, Magnoliopsida, Brassicales, Brassicaceae. The record is from the annotation of a GenBank genome assembly.